AUGCGAUCUCCCGUCCUUCUUUCCUCACUAUUACUCGCGGCACCGCUGGCAGUGUCCGCAGCAGGCACUUUAGGGUUUGCCGUAGGCAACACAAACCCGGAUGGAUCGUGCAAGAAACAAAGCGAUUUCGAGGACGACUUCAAUGCCAUCAAGUCCAACAGCGAUGCCACCAUUGUCCGAACCUAUUCCUCCUCCGACCAGUACGCGAAUCCAUGCAACACCCCAUCGGAGGUGCUGCCAGCAGCAAAAGCCGCCGGAAUUCAGGUCGUGCUAGGCAUGUGGCCUGAUGGAGGUGCCUAUGACAAAGAGAAGGCGGCAAUCGACGCUGCCGACCCAACACAAUACGGAGACACCCUCUACGCCAUCACUGUCGGCUCGGAGGGAAUCUAUCGUGGCACAUACAGCGCCGAUGAUCUUGUGGGCUGGCUCAAUGACAUGAAGAGCGCUUACCCGGACGUCACCAUCGGGACUGCCGACAGUUGGAACGGCUGGGCCAAUGGCUCCAUGGACUCCAUCAUCCAGAACGUCGACUUGGUUCUCGCCAAUGGCUUCGCGUACUGGCAAUACCAAGAAAUCUCCAAUGCUACCAAGACAUAUUUUGACGACAUGGCUCAAGCUCUUGGUCACGUCCAAGAAGUCACAGGUAGUCUUGACAAGGUCAAAUUCAUGAAUGGCGAGACCGGCUGGCCUGGGACCGGUGGCACCGAUGCCGGUGCGGCCAAAGCAGGUGACGACAACAUGAAGACGUACUGGCAAUCUGCCGUCUGUGGCCUUCUCGAUUGGGGAGUUGACCUAUUCUGGUUCGAGGCAUUCGACGAGCCAGACAAGCCAGAUGCCAUUGGAGACAACGGCCAGAAGGCCAGCGAAAAGUACUGGGGUUCAUUCACCUCGGACCGAAAACCCAAGUUCGAUAUGCACUGCUAG
Molecule: messenger RNA, 924 nt
Organism: Exophiala spinifera
Lineage: Eukaryota; Fungi; Ascomycota; Eurotiomycetes; Chaetothyriales; Herpotrichiellaceae
Exons: 4
Coding region: 1-924 (307 amino acids)
Biological process (GO): carbohydrate metabolic process; cell wall organization
Cellular component (GO): fungal-type cell wall; extracellular region; cell surface
Molecular function (GO): 1,3-beta-glucanosyltransferase activity; glucan endo-1,3-beta-D-glucosidase activity
Source: RefSeq, a predicted model, not a curated record